GUAUUUUUAGGUUGGACGUCCCAUCAACCCCCUAACGGGGUUUUACGACCCUCCGGAUGACAGUCUAUAUUAGCAGAGCUGUCAGCAGAGCGCUCCUGCAGAUCCCUCAGAUUAUCACCGAGGACGUUCAAAGAUGAGCAGUGAGAAGAACCCCGAGGCGGUCGGCUGUGAGGCCUCCAUCAUGAAGAACGUCUGGGAGAUCAGGCUGCGGGACUACAAUCAGAAGUUGGAUUUGGAGCAGGAACGACUGAACAAAAGUGCUUUGGCCACUAUUAACCAGGACUGGGCUAAUCGCAUGACAGCCAAAAAGACAGGAUACAAAAGAGCUGAGAGGAAAGCUAAGCCAUCUGAAGAUCAGGCAGAUGGGGAUGUGUGGAAGAGCAAGCAGUCCAUGGCUCCUCGUGUUGCUCCCCGGGCUGCAGGUUCAGGGAUGCUUGGGAGAACAGGGAUGCAGGGCAGAGGCUCCUCCACUUCAACCCCAGGUUACAAGGACAAGAAGGGGCAAAGCAAGAAUUUCUCAAAGUUACAGUUACUCAUGAGCAUCGACCAUACGCAGCCUUCUACUCUGGUCUGGGGGAAAGCAUGGAAAUACAACAAGUCCUUGUCAUCAGCAGAAAGUGGUUCCACUGCCGAGUUAGACUGGGGCCAGUCAUGGAUGUUUGUUACCCAUCAGCCCUGUUCUGAAGCAGACAAGCCUUGGUCAGAUGAACCAAAAUUGGCUGACCCACAAGGCUUCCAUAUGUGGAGAAAAUCCGACCACAAAAAUACAGAUUCAAAGUAUGUAGAUGUGAGUCUUCCCAUAGAAGACUGGCAAAGUUCUUGGAAUCUAUCAGACAAAAUUAAGAGGGAAUCUUCAAAAAAUGACAAGACUUCCCCCAAACAAGGAUUCUUCACCAUGUUGAUAGAAACCCAACAUCAGAAUGAAGCUCUGUCUUCAUCAGAGUGGAUUGAUUCAUGGCAGUCCAUCAAAGCUGAAGAUCAGCGGGAUCAUGCAACUCCUCAAAGCGAGAAUUCAUUGAGACAGUCAGGCAGGCAGGACAAUGAUAAAGAAAUAAGCUCAGAAUGGAAAGAAAGUUGGAGGCUUGUCAACCACCAUGAAGGCAACAGUUUCAAAGCACCUCACAGUCCAGAGUGGACCAAAUCAUGGAGAAUAGCUCAGCCAGUCUUCAGACCAUCUGGCAAUGCUAAUGCUGAUGAUUUACAUAAUCAUGGUGAGCAGAGAGAGCCCCAUGCGCUAACAACUAACCAUGGGACUUCCAGACAUCACUACAAAGAUCUGACGCUUCUUCAUAAUGAAUUUCAAGGGCAGAGUCAGUGGAACAACUCCUGGCAAGUGAUAAAAAACAACUCCAAACCUUGUGAAGACAUAGAUAAAAUCCUGAAGGCCGUGCAACCAGAGAAAGACGCUGUUUCUGCUAAACUAAUUGUGGAGAAGAACCAAAUGGGGCUUAGUUCAGUGGAAAACAUUGAACCACAGCAACUACAACAUGAAGUGAUAUAUCAGACAAAAAGGGAAACGAUAAAGUCCAAACUGCUUCUUCUGGCUCAGCUCCAAAAGACUCUGCCUUCCUCAGACUGGAAAGACUGUUGGAAAACAAUAAAACAUAGAAUGAGAGAGGAGAGGAGAAGGCUGAGAUCAGAUCCUCUGAAGCCUCUUACAGAGUCUGAGAAGCAAGGGGCCACAAAGCCUAAUGCCUCUGAGUGGAAAUCAUCAUGGAAGUAUACUUGUCAGCAGCUGAAUCAACAGCCAGACCUGUGGCAGGAGGGAUGGUCCACUGCUCCACCAAUCCGUAGAAAUAUGCAGAGGCCCCCAAAUGAGUUUGCACCUGAGGAUUUCCCAAAGAAUGGACCAGCAACGGAACAGAUUUGGAAAGAAUCUUGGAAGUUUUCCAGACAUCAGUAUCGAUCGGAAGCUGGACAAACCAAGGAAAAAGUCCCCAAAGGGACACAACAUGUUUCUUCCAACAAUCUAGAGAGGUCAUGUGACCAUGAAAGACGUCCGGUUUCCACGUGUGACUGGCAGGACGCCUGGAGGGUGUCAGAAAGUCAGUACCAUCACGACAAACCAUCACUGACACAGUGGAGGGAGGCCUGGAAGUGCUCCAUCUUCCAUACCCAACACAUGGCUGAACAGGAGUCCAAAGACAAGUGGGUGAAUGGAUCCGGGGAAAUCCAGCCCCUGAAGAACCUGAUGUCCUCAGAGAAUGCCCAAGUUAAAAUGAGCCACUCUUUUGAUGACAAGAUGUUUAGGCAACGUUACCCUGAGACAGAUUGGAGCUCCUCAUGGAGCGCGAGGCCACUUCUCAAUAGUCAACCAAGUUUUAAUGGAUCCAGUAGUGGUGGUCAGCAGCAACGAGAUCUGUUGGAUGGAUCUAGGUGGGGACAUUCGUUCAGGGUUGCCAACCCUAUGCCAAGCCUGGAAAGGCCCUGGCUGGACUCCUGUUCUAAUCCUGCCCACUACUCAGUCAUGUGGUUAAGAGAAAAGAAGAAUCUCACCGACACCAAAUCCAACUCAAGCAGCAGCACUGCCAAUGUUCACAGCUGGGCAAACUCCCACAGUUUCCUGCAGAACGCACACCGCAAGGGUUUGAAAAGUAAGUCUAGAGAGUCCACGGACCCGAAAGUGAUUUUCCAAAAAAAGAUCAAAACAAAGAAGAGUCUGUAUUCUGACUUUGAAAAGCAGAAACAGUCAGACAGGAAAUGGGCAGGAUGCCACUUGUUGGGCAAAACUCAGCCACGUCCCAAGAAGGGACUUGCUUCGGCCAAGAAGCCAGGGGCCGUAACGGAGGACACGUUCUUUAAAGAUUGGGUUGAAUCCUGGAGGUUCCUGGUCCAGCCUGACACUCUGAAAAAGCAGGUGUCCUUCAAGUCACUCUCCGGCUGGAAUGAGUCUUGGAAGCUCCUCAUUCCACCUUAUUAGAUUUUUUUGGACCCGGUUCAAUCCUCUGAAAUGUCAAACAACGACGGUCGAACCAGUUCUUUUAGCUGAGAUGCUCUGACAUGCUUCCAAGUUUGCUUCUAUUUUCUUCUUUUUCAUGUUAAAGCUAAGAAUGUCGUUUUUGAAGGUUGUAUCUGACUGAAGAAAUGUGAAGAGACGUCAACUAGAAUUUACAGAGUAAGACGAGGGAAAAGCAUGACAAGACUGAAGAAGGCAAGUGUUGACAUUUAAAUGGUCAUUUAGAAAAUGAGAAUCUUAAGAGAAAAGGAUAAAAACGAGUGUUGUCUUAGAUGCUAUUCAAUAUAUUUUGAAUAAAAAAGACAAAGAAAAAAAAGGAACAAAAAACUAAA
This is a messenger RNA of Oryzias latipes (Japanese medaka), 3288 nucleotides long. RefSeq lists its product as uncharacterized. The record is from RefSeq and is a predicted model, not a curated record. Lineage: Eukaryota; Metazoa; Chordata; Actinopteri; Beloniformes; Adrianichthyidae.